AUACUGAUCAAACAAGAAAACCUUUUCUUGGUGCAGAAGAAAGGGCCAGUGUCCUUCCUCUCUACAGACCAUACAGUAGGAAUCCAGCAGGUCGAGUAAAAUGCCAAAACACUGUUCAACUUUUUCCCUCCACAAUUAGAUUCUUUUAUCCCUUUUCUCUAAAACAAUCAUUUCCCUCCCACUUUAUUCCUUUCCCCUCCACCCUUUAUUUACCCCUUCAAUCCACCUAAACCCCUUGAACAAGCAAAAAUGACAACAUUUCCAAUACAUACAGUUCUCUUCUGUUGCAUUCAUUUCCUUAUUCACUUCUCACUUCACACUCACUCCCAGAAGCUCUGCCCAAACUGUGGUCCCAUCCAAGUCCCCUACCCUCUGAGCACUAACCCCAACUGCGGCGACCCAAGGUACACCCUACGUUGCGACUCGAGCUCUCAUGCGCUCUACCUCGAUGCCUUGAACAGUAGCUCAUACCUUGUGCUCCGAAUCAUAGCAUCCAUCCAGCGGUUGGUGGUGCAGCCAUCGCCAUUUGUGGUCGAUGGGCAGAAGAAGGACGAGUGCAUCACCCGGGACAUGCUUGUCAGUGAAGGUUUAAGGCUGAACCAGACGCUGCCAUUUAAUGUCACUUCAUCAAACACUGUGUUCUUGUUCAAUUGUUCUCCAAGGCUGCUCAACUCUCCCUUGAACUGCACUCCUGCCAGCCUAUGCCACGCAUACCUCGAGAUGUCUGGACACGUGGACGGGCAGAGAGCCGUUCGUUGUGCCAAUGUUCUUGACCCUUGCUGCACUUUUGUGGCAGGAGGGAUGCCCUCAGCUUACAGGAUCCGCCUUCAUAGUUCAGGUUGCAAAGCGUUUCGAAGCAUCAUUCAUCUGAACCCUGACACCCCUCCUUCUCAAUGGGAAGAAGGGUUGGAGAUUCAAUGGGCUCCACCACCCGAGCCACCUUGCAAAACACAAAAGGACUGCUACGGAGCUUCCAAAUGCUCACCACCAUCAACCAAAGAUGAACCCUCUCGCUGCCUCUGCAACAAAGGCCACCAGUGGGAUAGUAUCCAUGGGACUUGCACGAAGAAGGUGAACCGUAGGGUUGCCUUCAUGUUAAAGCUCUCACUCGGCAUGAUCCCUUUCAUCUCCAUUGCUCUAAUAACAGCUGCAGCUCUCUUCUACAAGUCGAAGAUGCAACGAGCCAGGCUUGCGAGGGCGAGGCAAGACAUGUUCAUAAGGUCAAGCAAUGGUGGCGCUGGUGGGAAGACAGCCAGGAUGUUCCAGCUGAAAGAGCUGAAGAAGGCAACCAACAACUUCUCCCCAGACAAUUUCUUAGGAAGUGGAGGGUUUGGUGAAGUCUACAAAGGGGAGCUCCCAAAUGGAACCGUUGUGGCUGUGAAAUCAGCCAAAGUUGGCAACAUCAAGAGCACCCAACAAGUCCUCAACGAGGUAGGAAUCCUGUCCCAAGUCAACCACAGGAACCUCGUACGCCUCCUUGGCUGCUGUGUCGAAUCGGAGCAGCCAUUGAUGGUCUACGAAUACAUCUCGAAUGGGACACUCCAUGACCAUCUCCAAGGCAAUGAGGGAAGGUUCAAAUCCGCGACCUUCCUGGAUUGGACAACCAGGCUGAGAAUUGCUCUUCAAACUGCUGAAGCUUUGGCAUACUUACACUCCGAUACUCACAGUCCGAUCUACCACAGGGAUGUGAAGUCCACAAACAUACUUCUGGACGACGAGUUCAAUGCCAAAGUCUCCGACUUCGGACUCUCCAGGCUGGCACGGCCAGGGCUGAGCCACGUGUCGACUUGCGCGCAGGGCACUCUGGGUUACUUGGACCCGGAGUACUACAGAAACUACCAGCUGAACGACAAGAGCGAUGUCUACAGCUUCGGAGUCGUGCUGCUCGAGCUUCUGACUUCUCAGAAGGCCAUCGACUUCUCCAGAGACCAGGAUGACGUGAACUUGGCGAUCUAUGUGAUCCACCACAGUGGAAAUGAUGAACUGAACAUGGAGGUUGUGGAUCAACGGCUCUUUGGAAGCAGAGGAUUGAACGACGUGGUAUCAUCCAUGAAAGGAAGUAUGGUGCUCUUCUUGAAGCUGGCUUUUGCUUGUAUACAAGAGAAGAAAGUUGACAGGCCUAGCAUGAAGGAGGUUGUUCAGGAGCUGGAGAGGAUUGUUGGAAUGGUUGAUGAGGGAAAAGGGUUGUCGCCAUGAUGUUGGAGUUGAGUGUUCAAAGAGAGAAAGAUCCAUUAAUGAGACCUUAAAUAUUCCCCAUUAGCUCCUAAUUCCUAAAGUAAUUAGGAAGGGCGGAAAAUGUUCCCAUAAGAUAGCUAAAAGAAUGCAAGAUUAGAGUCUAGAUAACAUAUGGUUGGGAUCAAGUGCCGAGUCCCUUGGUAGAGUUGUUUUCAUCCUAGUUGAAACAAAUAUCAUGUAAUAAUUUGAAGUGUUUAUGACCAAUUGUGAUAUGGUUGCAUAUAUUGAAAGAUUCAACAAAAGAGAAUAAAUCAAUUUCUAUAUUAGUGAAAGAAUAUGUAAAGUUAUAACAUUUCUAGGUAUAAUCGUGUUAUGAUAACAUUAUUUUUCAAUGAUUUUAUUAUUAAAAUUUCAAUAUCUUGAUAUAUCGAAGAAUAAAGAUAUGGGUAUAACUUGAAAUAAACCGAGAUCAUCAUCGUCCAAAUCAAGUAUAUCUCCGCACUUCCUCUAUGCUUUUGGGAAUGGUGGCCAAAGAAGGAAAUGUCACCAUCCUUUCAAUGGGUGAGCCACCAUGCAUAUACCCCCACAAGAUGAUUCCAAUUUCCAUGGGAGUGAGUGGGUGGAAAGGGUGGAGAAAGGAGCAAAGACAUUGGAAGGAUUAGAUGCUCCCUAUCUUCCAAUGAUUUUCUAUGUUGAUAGAUGGUAUAUUUGGUAAGUGAUCCACAAUGAGAUUGUAGGGUAGUGGGAAUUCCCUAGGAUAUGUGAAAGUAACACUUAAUUUCUAGCCAAUUGGUUGAAUUAUCAAUAUAAGGAAAUAUACGAUUUAUUAGUAAAAUGUUUUGAAUGAC
Molecule: messenger RNA, 3023 nt
Organism: Linum trigynum
Lineage: Eukaryota; Viridiplantae; Streptophyta; Magnoliopsida; Malpighiales; Linaceae
Source: the annotation of a GenBank genome assembly